AUGCCUAAGAGGAUACUGAGGUUCCGUUACUGCCUCUCCGGGAUCAUGGUGUUGUUCUGGGUUUGGGGAGGCCAUCAUCCAGCAGUGGAUUCAUAUACGGGUUAUACAUAUAUAUUUUUACUUGACCCUAUCCUGUCCAUCUUUGGCAUACUCUCCUCGAGUAUCCCCAAUCAUGUGACCAAGAUCAAGGUGAUCGGUGCCCUACUCACACCUGAUAUGGUUACCACCAUCACGGCCUCCAUCCUCAACAUCGUAAUCAUAUUACUACUCAACAAAGGUUACGACAAGCUGGCCCUCGUCCUCACUGAUCUGGAGAUGCCCAAGACGCAAGGAGAAUAUGAGUAUCGGCUGACGUUCAAGGGGAAAUUCAUCGGCUUCCCCGGAAGCUACACUUACUUUGGAAAAUGGAGAAUCGAGGAGUGUCCCCCAAACGGCUGUCUCUUUGAACUGACUUCUCAACUCACUGUCAUCAUGGUAGUGAAGCAGAUGGUUGGCAAUUUUCAGGAGGUCAUCAUCCCAUGGUUCAGCAAUUGGUGGGCCCAGCGUCGGGCCAAGCUAAGGCCUGAGGCUGUCUACACGCGCUGGGAGCAAGACAUGGACCUACAGCCCCAGAGCCCACUUGGACUCUUUGAUGAAUACCUCGAGAUGGUUAUCCAAUUCGGGUUUGUCACUCUCUUCGUGGCAUCAUUUCCACUUGCGCCAUUGCUCGCACUGCUCAACAACAUCAUCGAAGUGCGGGUCGACGCGUGGAAGCUC
Petromyzon marinus (sea lamprey) is the source of this 756-nucleotide messenger RNA. NCBI's taxonomy places the organism in Eukaryota, Metazoa, Chordata, Hyperoartia, Petromyzontiformes, Petromyzontidae. The record is from RefSeq and is a predicted model, not a curated record.